AUGAAGGAAGACGAAGUCAUGGUCUUGCCGAGAGCUUAUGGUAAACAACGGAUCGUUUACGAAUGUCUCUUUCCCGACCAACAUGCCAACUCACGAAGAACUCCCAAAAAGGCGAGAGCCCCUAAAAAUUUGACCGUAGAAGGAAAAGCCAAGCUGGUCAGAUGGCUGGUCCAAACGGAGCCCUGUGUUAUACGGUUUAUUGAUAUCUUGACACAAGCGCAAGAAGAUGAGUUGAUUAAAAAGCACAGGCCUGUAGGAAAGGGGCAUGGAUCCAGUAAAUGGGUAGUUCGGUUACAUGUGCACACAUGGAAGGCAAAGAAGAAGACGCCGCUUGACAAAGAGUCUCGUCGAAUGGUUGCGGGCUGCGGUGCAAGGCUGAGGGGGAGGGGCAAAAACAUCAAGGAAUGCGCGAAGAAUUUGCGAUUCACGAUAGAUAACCCCGAUUCUGAGGAAGACAAGAUAUCUAAAGCCGAGCAAGAUGAGGAAAAGAAAGCCGAGAAACAACUCGAGGAAAAUAUUGGGGGCGAUGGAACGGAAGUCGAGGAUGAUGAGACAGAAGAGGAAAUAGAAGGGAAAAGUGGGAAGGGAAGCGAGGAGGACGGAAGUCUCGCAACAGUUGAGAGUGAAAGAAAGAAUAGCAACGAAGGAAGCGAACAAGAAGAAACUAACGAGGAGCAAGUUGGCGACGAAGGAUCGAACGACGACGAUGCAGACGACGAAGAUGUAAGCAGCGCAGAAGCCGACAAUCAAAACCAAGCCAUUGACAAGCAAAGUCUCCAACCCAAGAAACGCGGACGUCAAUCACCUGGCGAAUCGAGCAGAUCUAGCAGCGGAGGAGCAGUAAAAGUUGAACGCUCUGGUAUGAGUGAGUUGGCAUUGAAGAAUCGCAUGAAGAGUCCGAAGAAGAAACAGAAAACAGGUAAUGAGCGAGACGCUGAGGGGAACGUUGAGCAAGAGGUUGAGCUAGACGGCGAGAAAGAGGCUGGAGAAAACUCAGGGCUUUAG
Molecule: messenger RNA, 1005 nt
Organism: Botrytis fragariae
Lineage: Eukaryota; Fungi; Ascomycota; Leotiomycetes; Helotiales; Sclerotiniaceae
Exons: 2
Coding region: 1-1005 (334 amino acids)
Source: RefSeq, a predicted model, not a curated record